Molecule: messenger RNA, 2423 nt
Organism: Bactrocera tryoni
Lineage: Eukaryota; Metazoa; Arthropoda; Insecta; Diptera; Tephritidae
Product: zinc finger protein 62 homolog
Exons: 4
Coding region: 143-2332 (729 amino acids)
Biological process (GO): regulation of transcription by RNA polymerase II
Cellular component (GO): nucleus
Molecular function (GO): zinc ion binding; DNA-binding transcription activator activity, RNA polymerase II-specific; RNA polymerase II cis-regulatory region sequence-specific DNA binding
Source: RefSeq, a predicted model, not a curated record
UGCAGCUUGGAUUUUUGAGGAUAAAAAAAUGGUGUCAACAUUUUUAUUGAAUUAAACGAGAAAUUGUGAUUGUUACUUUCAUAAUAUUUGCAGUUUAAGAUAUAUUUGCGUAAAAAGUAAAGAUUUGGAGAAGUUUUAAACAAUGCUUGCCUCCAAAUUACCACUUAAGACAAUAGCUGCAGAGGCGCGUAAGGAGUCCAUUUCACCAGUUAAUGACAACAUGGCUUGGAAACGUUGGUGUCGAUUAUGCGCUAAGGAAGAUGAUGAAAGUCAUUUGUGUGUUUUUCCAGAAAUAAAUGAGCCUGGGAAAUUGGUGGACAGCAGUUUGGCUACAACAAUCGGAAAAUUUUUCUGGGUUAAUAUUAGACCAAAUGAUGGACUAUCGAAUUAUGUUUGUAUUGAAUGUCACACAUUAGUAUCGUCAUUGACGCAAUUUACAGAACGCGUUAACAAAGUGCAGGCCAUGUUCUGCGCAUUACAAAACACUGACCCGGAUAGCACAAUGAACCUGAAUGAAGUUAAGCUGCAAUACGGUUUACUUGAUAUGGAGUUUAAUCAUAUUAUAAAGCAUGAGCGAAACAUUACGAAGGAAGUCAGUAGUGAGAAACAAUCGAGUGAUGAAGACGAAUUCGAACUGGUUGAUGAAGAUAAUAAAGAAGAAUUUUUUGAGUUACGCGAAAAUAGAGAACGUAAAUCGGGUGAAAACUUUUCCGUUGAACUUGUUAAGCGCGGAAUUAAAAGAAAACGACAAGACGUUGAGCCUGAUGAAGAUGGAGAUAAUGAUGGCCACAAUAUAAUAUCGUUCGGUGCAUUGUUGGGUGAAUCCGAAGAUGAUACAGAAGAGCAUUUUAUUAUCGAAAAUAUGGGAACGGAAGAAGAGGAGCUUGAUGAUGAGGAGCUACUACGACAAUUAAGAGGAGAUGAUGACGAAGAAGACGAAACUGAGCAGUUGCAAAAUUCAAAAAGAGAAGAACUAGAAAAAACUUUGAAAAGUAAAAAAACUGACGAAAUUUCUGAAAAUCUUAAUGAACAAGAAGAAGAAAUCGAACAAAAUGUUGAUUCUGAGGAUGGUGUUGGUGGUGGUGAGAAAUCAGCUCAAGUAAAUAAAAUUGAUUCAAGUAGUCGGGUGCGUAAGAAACGACGAGGACGUCAACCGAAAUAUGAAGUAAGUGCGGAACGUGCAAAAGACGAAGCAGAGUCUACCGAUACAAAUGAUAAUUCCCAAACAUCCACAUCCUACAAGUAUGAGUGUAGCAUAUGUCAAAAGAAAUACAAAAAUGCAACUUCCUAUCGCAAACAUAUUAUGGAAAAACAUAACAAGGAGCCAGACAUACCAGAUUUCAAAUGUGAAACCUGCAAUAAAAUAUAUCCCACAGAACGUCAAUUGCAAAUACAUGCGCGCUCACAUCUCGCGCUCGAGGACAAACUCGAUAUACCGUGUCCAUAUUGUGAACGUAAAUUCACCAAAGUGGCCGUGAUGCGUCAACAUGUGCAAGGAUUUCAUGAAAACAAGAAACCUUUCAUUUGUGACGAAUGUGGGCGUUCACUAAGAACGCUAGCAGCGUUAACUGAACACAAAUUAGUGCAUACCAAUGAUGCACCAUUCGAAUGUGAAGUGUGCCAGAGAGCUUUCAAGAAUAAAGCGCGAUUAAAGGUACAUUUAGAGACACACAAUGACUCCUCAUAUAUCUGCACAGAGUGUGGCCUUAAGUUGAACACACGACGUACAUUAAAAAUGCACAUGCUCGUGCAUUCGGAUGCGAAACGUUACAAGUGUGAUUUCUGUCCCGCAGCAUUUAAACGCACUAAAGCGUUGAAAAAUCACUUAAUUUUACACACAGGCAUGCGACCGUACAAGUGUAAUUUUUGUGAGAAAACCUUUUCGAAUGGCUCCAAUUGUCGUUCGCACAAAAAGAAAAUGCAUGCACAGGAGUUGGCUGAGGAAGAGGCAAUGGGCAAAAAAGCCGAAGCUGUAACGGUGCCCAAAUUAGAAGAGCUCCGUUCAAGUACCAAUGUUGUUGGUAAUCCGCGUAGGGUGCAGCGACAUCAAGGCGGUUUGCCGUUACACAUGCGACAAUUGUUAAUCGCUGCCGAGGAGCGCGCAAAACGUGAACAAACCACGCAGCAGACGAAUGGCACACAAUCAAGUGCUGGUGCUGAAAUGAAUGAGGAAGAAACCCAAGCACAUUCAACGGCUUCUACGUCGCAACAUGAAGAUGACGACGAGUCGGAGUUUAUUGAAUUGAACGAGGACUUGCUGCGUGAUGACGAUGAUGAUGACGAUGAGGAUGAUAAAGAAAUGAUUGUAUAUGAAAUAAUUGCUGAAAUAUAAGUGUCGCAUACGAACACAAGAUAGGCUGAUUGCGCACCUUAGUGUAUUUUACCUUAUAAUGCGUAACAAUUACUUUUGAAAUGCAAAAACA